UCCCUUCGCUCCCUGGCUUUCAGAAUCGCGGUUCAGGUCUUCUCCCUCACCUUCAUCCCCCUCACGGCUGCUCUGUGCUUGGGUGCGGAUCGCUAGCUAGGGUCUUCUUGGCUUGAGAAAUCUCGGUCCUUUCAGUCGUCAAGGAAGGUUGAGAGGCCAUGACACGGAAUUUAGCAGUAGCAGAUUAUAUUACAAGGAGCAUUUGAGUAGCUGAAAGAAUCACCUUCAAUGGAGCUUGAAGCCACUCCUGACGGUGAAGUAUUCAGCUCAAAUGAUGAGAUGCAGGAGUUGUGGCCUCUGGGAGAAGUAGACCCAAAGAAAGCAAGGUUUCCUUGUUGCAUUGUCUGGACUCCUCUCCCUGUAGUUUCUUGGCUGGCUCCCUACAUUGGGCAUGUGGGGAUUGCCCGGGAGGAUGGAACUGUCAUGGACUUUGCAGGUUCGAAUUUGGUGAGCGUAGAUGAUCUUGCUUAUGGUUCUGCGGCAAGAUGCCUUCAGCUUGAUAGGCAGAAGCUUUCAGAAUGCAGAGGGUGCCCGACUCUGUUCCACACCACAUCGCUGUUUCAUAUAUGCUGCUUCCCAGCCAACCUCGCGGAGCACGUGUGCGCGAGGUCCCACGAGCACUCGGAGGCCGGGACGGCGAUCUCGUGGGACGACGCGCUGCGGUCGGGGGCGCGGCGCUUCGAGCACAAGUGCUACAACCUCUUCACCUGCAACAGCCACUCCUUCGUGGCCGACUGCCUGAACCGGCUCGCCUACGGCGGCUCCGUGGGGUGGAACGUCCUGAACCUGGCGGCGCUCAUCUGGCUCCGCGGCCGCUGGCUGGACCGGGCGGCGGCCGUCCGGUCGUUCCUCCCGUUCGCCGCCGUCUCCUGCGUCGGCGUCCUCAUGGCCGGCUGGUCGUUCCUCCUGGGCAUGGCCGCGUUCUCGCUGCUGCUCCUCGGCUGGUUCGUGCUCGGCGUCUACUGCUUGAAGGGCCUCGUCGGCUGAACCGACACCGACUCGCACACAAUUAGCCGGGGAGGCAAACUGGGAGAGCCUGUUUUGAUAAAUGGCGACCGGGAUUUAAAUAUAUACAGUAAUUUUCAGAAACAUUUUAGAGCAAUCCUCCUCGUUCGAACAAAAUUACAUUGGUACAAACUAAAAAAGUGUGCUGAAAAAUACACUGACGUAGUGCUGUGUACAUCAUGAAUAGAGAGAGACGCAAUGAAGUUC
This is a messenger RNA of Panicum virgatum (switchgrass), 1212 nucleotides long. RefSeq names its product protein REVERSION-TO-ETHYLENE SENSITIVITY1-like. Bases 229 to 987 code for a protein of 252 amino acids. Gene Ontology annotation, cellular component: endoplasmic reticulum; Golgi apparatus. The transcript is spliced from 4 exons. Gene Ontology annotation, biological process: regulation of ethylene-activated signaling pathway; response to ethylene. NCBI's taxonomy places the organism in Eukaryota, Viridiplantae, Streptophyta, Magnoliopsida, Poales, Poaceae. The record is from RefSeq and is a predicted model, not a curated record.